This is a messenger RNA of Scomber japonicus (chub mackerel), 3101 nucleotides long. RefSeq names its product UDP-Gal:betaGlcNAc beta 1,4- galactosyltransferase, polypeptide 5 (gene b4galt5). Bases 373 to 1518 code for a protein of 381 amino acids. The record is from RefSeq and is a predicted model, not a curated record. Gene Ontology annotation, molecular function: UDP-galactose:glucosylceramide beta-1,4-galactosyltransferase activity. Lineage: Eukaryota; Metazoa; Chordata; Actinopteri; Scombriformes; Scombridae. The transcript is spliced from 9 exons. Gene Ontology annotation, biological process: glycoprotein biosynthetic process; carbohydrate metabolic process.
UAGGGUGUGAGCCAAAUGAUGGUCUCCCACUGAAAAUAACAGGCCAGGUUGAUCGUCGCUACCAUUGUCACAGCCGUUUCGACGUCGGACAGACUCUGAACUAAAUCGGAACCAUCCUCUCAGGACUGGAUUUUGAAUGUCUUGUUUGAAAAUUGGAGCUACUCUCUUGUGCUCGACCUGCCGCGGAAAUAGACUGACUUCCUACUAGUCGCUUGAUUCCUCGCCGCUGCCGCAGACCUACUACUCUCCUCGGCUCAUUGAACCCAGACUGUCCGCGAACUACUGGCUCUGGCAUCUGGACACAUCGGAACUAGUCUAUUGUCAGUGUAAAUACGCUAACGUGCCUGUGUGUGUGCUUUCGCUGCCUGUAUAAUGCCGACACAUUUGCGGUUCCGGAGAAGGUCAUUCCUUGGACUUUUAUUCCUUUUCUCACUGUCCACCUCCGCAUUGUAUUUCAUCUACUCCGCCCCCGGAAUCGUGAAUGAGUAUGUGUUUAUGGUCCAAGCCAGAGGGAUCCAGAUCAGAGAGAACGUGAAGAACAUUGGGGCUCAGGUUCUGGAGCAGGUGGUGAGGGGGGCUUACAACAUCAAUGGCACAGAUUAUGCCUAUGACUUCAAUUUGAGCGAGAGCGAUGUCCCACCCACUACAUACCUCCCUGAGGGCUUCACCUACCUCCCCUCACAAGUUUGCCCUGAGAGACUGCCCUCCAUGAAGGGCAGGUUGCACGUGAAUAUGAGUGAGGUAUCUUUGGAGGAGGUGUCGAGAUCCCUGCUGGAGAGAGAGCCUACCAUGGCCUCAGGAGGCUUCUGGAAGCCCAAAGACUGUUUACCUCGCUGGAAGGUGGCAAUCCUAGUCCCGUUCAGGAACCGACUUGAACAUCUACCCAUCCUCCUGAGACACCUGGUGCCAGUGCUGCAGAAACAAAAACUCCAAUUUGCCUUUUAUAUCAUAGAGCAGGGGGGCACAGAGCCAUUUAACCGAGCCAUGUUGUUUAACGUGGGCUACAAAGAGGCUAUGAAGGACCUGGACUGGGACUGUCUGGUCUUCCACGAUGUGGACCACCUCAUGGAGAACGACAGGAACUACUAUGGCUGCUCAGGCAUGCCCCGACACUUUGCAGUCAAGCUCGACAAGUACUCCUACAUGCUUCCGUAUAAUGAGUUCUUCGGCGGUGUCAGUGGCCUGACGGUGAAGCAGUUCAAAAAGAUUAAUGGAUUUCCUAAUGCAUUCUGGGGCUGGGGGGGAGAGGACGAUGACCUCUGGAACAGGGUGCAGUUCGCCAAUUUUUCAGUAAGUAGACCAAAGGGAGAGCAGGGACGCUACAUGUCAAUUCCACAUCAUCAUCGUGGAGAAGUUCAGUUCCUGGGAAGGUAUAGUCUUCUACGCCACUCAAAGGAGAGACAGAAAGUGGAUGGUCUUAACAACCUAAACUACUCCCCCCUAGUGUCCAGGAGGCCUCUCUACACCAACAUCACAGUCAGCUUGAGCAGAAUGCUUGCACCGAUAGCUGACUACUGAUGUAGGAACAGCUGGACUGCAAACCAUCUGGGAAUCGUCCUCUUGGACAUCAGCCAUAUCUCACCAGUUGCAGCACUGCUUAGGACUUUUUAGUUGAUUGAUUCUUUGCUUUGUUUCUUUUGUUUGUAUGCAAAAAAUGGAGACUCAAAUAAGUAUGUUGGAUAAAUCAUAUAAGAAAAUAGGGAUAAAUGCUGCACUCGUUUGUGCCACAGUCCAUCACUUCUCUCAUCUGGGCUUAUCUAGUCUUCAGUCUCCACAUGCCUUUUGCACCAUUUUGGCCUUCAGCAUCCAUCCAUCCAUCCGUUCAUUCAUUUCCUUGCUUAGUUGAUGAUUAGUUCAGCCCUUUGCUAUUGUGCUUGUUUGUUCAAAUAGGCCAUGAGACACACACAUAUUGGAGUGCAUGCAUGCCCUACACAUGCACGCACACAACCGUUUUGACUUACAUGUGCUGACAUGGGUCCUGAGGCUUUGAUCUUUACUUUGCUCUUGCACUUCGUAUUUUCACAAAUGCAGUAAACCUGUGAAUUGCAUGCACACACAACCAACUUUAACCGAGUAGACGCUUGCAGCUGGUUCUGCAGAAGGUAUGCCAAAUCUACAAGUGAUGAGAGCAAAUGAUAUUAAGAGUGAGUGUUUUCAAUCAUCUAUAUGUGAAAUAGUUUAUCCUGAUUUUAGAGAAUAUUAAUACCUUAAUCAUCAACUAUAUUUUGUCCUGUGAACAUACCAUUUAAAGACUGUGAUGUUUGUGUUUGCAUAGUUGCAUUGGAUGUCCCAGCUGCCUGCAAGUGGCUGUAUGUUGGAGAGCAAUGCUCAUCCUGUUAGCAAUAAGCUGUAAUAUCAGACACCUAAACGUAGACCUGACUUCCUCACUAUACAGAUGCAAUAGCACAGGUGCUAGCAUACUCUUAUUGGACUACGGAGAAGGAGUGACUGUGUAUGCAAACUUCACAUUCAACACACCUUUGCCUAAGCAAACAUGCCACCCUUUUCAGAACCUGUAUGUGUCUGUGUGCGUGUCUGUGUCUAUAUACGUGAGGGAGAGCUAUGCAAAUGGCCUGUAUGUAUCCUGUUGUCAGUACAAGGUCUUCAGGGUGACCUCCGGGAGACUUCACCCCUGAAACUGUGACAGACUGACUGGAGACCUCACUCUGUAUGCGGUAUGUUUAAGUCCAGGCCAGGGAGAGAUAAACAGAUUCCGUUUUAUUUUUAGAUCCCACAUCCUUAAUGUUUACUCACCUUCAUUUUUACGAAAGAGCAUUGGAGGUAGAGACUACUUGAUUGCUGUCACUGUCACUGUCACUGGUGUUUACAGAAGCUUUUGCUUUGUUAUUUUUCAGAUUGUCUAGUGUUUAUAAUACUGUUAGCCAGCCCUCCUCCACUGUGGGUGCUGUGAAAACUCUGUUCAACAGCGUAUCUAAUGCCUGCCUUUAUUUUUUUUGAACUGAAACUUCUUUAUCUUAACUAUAUAGGAUAAGAAAAAAAGAAGUCUGAAUGCUCAUCUAAGACGUCAGCUGUUAAACCACUGAUUAGCUUUGUUGACUUGUGGUCAGGCUUUUGCCGGUUUAGUUUUUUUUUUGAAAGAC